AUGGGACAACCGCAUCCAAUACAACCUCACCCCAUCCAACCUCUCCUCACCCCAUCCAACCUCUCCUCACCCCAUCCAACCUCACCCCAUCCAACCUCUCCUCACCCCAUCCAACCUCACCCAAUCCAACCUCUCCUCACCCCAUCCAACCUCUCCUCACCCCAUCCAACCUCACCCCAUCCAACCUCACCCCAUCCAACCUCACCCAAUCCAACUUCAACCAAUCCAACCCUAUCCCUCCCAUCCAACCUCACCCCAGACAACUGCAUCCAAUACAACCUCACCCCAUCCAACAUCACUCUAUCCAAUCCAAUCCCAUCCCACUUCACCCCAUCCCCAUCCAUCCUCACCCCAUCCAACCUCUCACCCCAUCCAACCUCCAUCCAGCCUCACCCCAUCCAGCCUCUCCUCACCCAAUCCAACCUCACCCCAUCCAACCUCUCCUCACCCCAUCCAACCUCACCCCCAUCCAACUUCUCCUCACCCCAUCCAACCACUCUCCAAUCCCAAUCCAACUUCACCCCAUCCAACCAUCCUAUCCAGCCUCUCCUCACCCCAUCCAACCUCACCCCAUCCAACCUCUCCUCACCCCAUCCAACCUCACCCCAUCCAACCUCACCCAAUCCAACUUCAACCAAUCCAACCCUUAUCCCUCCCAUCCAACCUCACCCCAGACAACUGCAUCAAUACAACCUCACCCCAUCCAACAUUACUCUAUCCAAUCCAAUCCCAUCCAACUUCUCCUCACCCCAUCCAAUCCAUCCUCACCCCAUCCAUCCUCCUCACCCAAUCCAACCUCACCCAAUCCAACCUCCUCACCACAUCCAACCUCAUCCUCAUCCAACCCUCAUCCACAACUCACCCAUCAUCCAACCUCCUCACCCCAUCCAACCUCACCCCAUCCAACCCCUCCUCACCCCAUCCAACCUCACCCCAUCCAACCUCACCCCCAUCCAACCCAUCCAACCUCUCCUCACCCCAUCCAACCUCACCCCAUCCAACCUCCCCCAAUCCAACUUCACCCAAUCCAAUCCAACCCUAUCCCUCCCAUUCAACCUCACCCCCAUCCAACAUCACUCCAUCCAACAUCAUCUCAAUCCCCAUCCAACUUCACCCCAUCCAACCUCACACCAUCCAACCUUACCCUAUCAUCCAACCCCAUCCCAUCCAACCUCACCUCCCCUCAUCUCACCCAAUCCAACUCACCCCAAUCCAACUCACACCAUCUUACCUCAUCCAACAUCAUCUCUUCCAAUCCCAUCCAACCUCAUCUCAUCCAGGAGCAUCACAGAACACGGGGCAAAGAGAGACAGGAAGAGACGAGGGAGAAGGUAUGAGACAGGGGGAGGAAGAUUGAACGAGGAGAAAGUGAAGCAGAAAGAGGGAAAGAAAGAGAGGGAAAUAAGUAUAGAGGGAAAGAAAGAGAGGGAAAUAAGUAUAGAGGGAAAGAAAGAGAGGGAAAUAAGUAUAGAGGGGAAAGAGAGGGAAAUAAGUAUAGAGGGAAAAAGAAAGAAUAAAUAA
Molecule: messenger RNA, 1521 nt
Organism: Haliotis rubra (blacklip abalone)
Lineage: Eukaryota; Metazoa; Mollusca; Gastropoda; Lepetellida; Haliotidae
Product: vegetative cell wall protein gp1-like
Exons: 2
Coding region: 1-1521 (506 amino acids)
Source: RefSeq, a predicted model, not a curated record